Molecule: messenger RNA, 2492 nt
Organism: Oncorhynchus gorbuscha (pink salmon)
Lineage: Eukaryota; Metazoa; Chordata; Actinopteri; Salmoniformes; Salmonidae
Gene: kcnk3a
Product: potassium channel, subfamily K, member 3a
Exons: 2
Coding region: 88-1335 (415 amino acids)
Biological process (GO): potassium ion transmembrane transport; stabilization of membrane potential
Cellular component (GO): membrane
Molecular function (GO): potassium ion leak channel activity; open rectifier potassium channel activity
Source: RefSeq, a predicted model, not a curated record
UAGAGCCAGCCUCGCAAUGAACCAGCCGAGCUCCCCAUCCUCAAGAUUCGCUUUCACAAUUUUGGAGUCCGUCUACUCACCCUGACCAUGAAGAGACAAAACGUGAGGACCCUUGCGCUCAUCAUUUGCACGUUCAUCUACCUGUUAGUCGGUGCGGCUGUCUUCGAUGCCUUGGAAUCUAAGAAGGAGACGACUCAGAAGAAGAAAGUGUACGACAGAAAACAAGAGCUUAGGAACAAAUACAAUCUCACUAAACUCAACUUCGAUGAACUCGAGGAAGUGGUGUUGCAGCUGAAGCCUCAUAAAGCCGGGUUACAGUGGAAAUUCGCUGGAUCAUUUUACUUCGCAAUCACUGUGAUCACGACCAUAGGUUACGGCCAUGCUGCCCCCAGCACAGACGGGGGGAAGGUGUUCUGUAUGCUCUACGCCCUACUGGGCAUCCCUCUCACCCUGGUCAUGUUCCAGAGCCUGGGCGAGCGCAUCAACACCUUGGUGCGCUAUCUGCUGCAUCGCCUGAAGAACUGCCUUGGCAUGCGGCGCACCGAGGUCUCCAUGGUGAACAUGGUGGCCAUCGGCUUCAUCUCCUGCAUGAGCACGCUGUGCGUGGGUGCGCUCUCCUUCUCCCACUUUGAGGGUUGGAGCUUUUUCCACGCCUACUACUAUUGCUUCAUCACGCUCACCACCAUCGGCUUCGGAGACUACGUGGCGCUGCAGAAGGACCAGGCUCUGCAGACAAACCCCAAGUACGUGGCCUUCUGCUUCAUGUACAUCCUCACCGGCCUGACUGUGAUUGGCGCCUUCCUCAACCUGGUUGUGCUGCGCUUCAUGACCAUGAACGCGGAGGACGAGAAGCGGGAUGCCGAGCAGCGCGCCCUCCUUUCCCAGAAUGGCCAGGCAGGAGGGCACAACCACCCGGGCUGCGCCCCCGACCCGCCUUCAUCCUCCUCGGCUGCCUCAGGGUGCAGUGGGGGAGCUGGAGGAACGGGAGGACCAGGAGGGGGUGGAAACGGUGGUGUUGGGGGAGCGGGGCGGGGGCUGCGUAACGUGUAUGCGGAGGUGCUCCACUUCCAGUCCAUGUGCUCCUGCCUGUGGUACAAGAGCAGGGAGAAGCUGCAGUACUCCAUCCCCAUGAUCAUCCCCAGGGACCUGUCCACCUCUGACACCUACAUGGAGCAGGGGGAGGCCUUUUCCUCUGACGCCCUCCACCCCCUUCACUCCAACGGCUGCGUCUACAGCAUGCACCACCCCCAUUCCGUCAUCAGUUCUGUGUCCACGGGCCUGCACAGCCUCACCCCGUACAGACUAGGACACAACAAGCGGCGCAGCUCCAUCUAGAGGUCUGGAGGACUCAAUGCUUAAAAGAACCAACCCACACCUCUUGUCUACCGCAUGGAAGGACCCUAAUACUGUUGGACUAUUUUCGAUGGACUAAACCAAGAUCUAAAUCAGGGGUGCUCAACUUACAGUCCUCAGGGGAUCCCUGUCCUGGGGUGAUGUGUUUUUGCCUGGCACUUUUAAAUUAAUGCCACUGAUUUUCCAAAAACAAGAAUAGGCCUCGAAGACCGAAGUUUUGCGCCUGUGAACUAUAUCCCUGCUAUAUUUUCAGCAUCCCUUCACCGUUUGCCGUAUUUAAGGUUGAAGUUAUUGCUCUUCACCAUGUGCAGAUAGUUUGAACGAUAAGAUGACACGUUACACUGUGAGAGACAAAUAUUUUUAUGCGAAAUGGAAAGCCACAUGACUUAACAAAACCUGAUUUGAAGUUUGGUGAGUGAAGUUUGUCUCUUUUUCACAAAGAAGAAAGGGACGUAUUGAAGUGUGACUCCCAAUAAGCAUCCAUUAAAUAAAUGUAAAUAUAUUUGUAAUAUGGAUACUGUAUUUAAGCAAUGUACUUACUAGGGAAGAACCCAUUUUAUUAGUGAAAGUGUUCUAAAAACUAAAUUUGAUUUGCUUUAGUUUCUUACUGUAUUUAUCUCUCAAACCACAAAACCAAUCAUACAUUGUGCUACGUUUUGUCAUUUUCUUUUUAAUGCUUUUUUUCUUGUGCGUAUAAUUGUUUUACUGUAUGUUUGCUAUUCAUCUGUUUUAUGUUUUCAUAAUAGGGUUUUACUCAGAUCAUGUGGGCUCACUUUGUGCAUAGUAGACAGUCUAAUCUUGUUCACUGCUGCACUUUAUAACAUUAUUGUAUGCUUUAGGGCGCUGGAUACCAGUGCAUUACAUGGAAUUGAAGAUCCUAAUUUAUGCUAACUCACCUGAUGUUUUGGUACCUAAAUAAUAUAUUCCUAUGGAUGUCAUGCUCUUAAAUGUUGUCAGAGGGAGAUUUGAAAUGGGUUAUUUUGGCUCGUAGCCCAGCAGGCAAAAGUGGUUACAGUCACAGUGCCUUUAGAAUGUAUUCAUACCCCAUGACUUAUUCCACAUUUAGUUACGUUACAGCCUGAAUUUGGUAUAGAUUAACAAAACAAAAAACAAACAUGUAUCACCUAUCUACACACAAU